GGCUUCUUUCUGCUAUCAAAAGGGGUUUGUUCCUUUCUCCCCAGAUCUGUUCAGUCGCUUAUAUUCAUUAUCAUCGCCAUGCCACACUCGACCGUGACCAACGGCGUGCCAGAAACAAGGCCAGAAGUCAUCGAGACACCUCUUUUGAUAGUUGGUGCUGGUCCGGCUGGCGCUUCAUUAGCAUGCUUUCUUUCACAUCCUCCAUACUCUAUGACGGGUAUGCUUAUCUCGGCAGCAUCGUCCACAUCACAGACCCCCAGAGCUCAUAUCACAAACCCAGCUGCUUUCGAGUGUCUGAGAGACAUCGAUCUGGAAGAGACAUGUCUCAGCCAGGCGGUUGAAGGAGACUGUAUGGUCCAUACUCGAUGGUGCCAUGAUAUGACUGGUGAAGAAUAUGGUCGGAUUUAUUCCUGGGGCAAUGACCCUAAGCGGAGGGGAGAGUACGAAAGCGGAACCCCUUGUCACCAUGUGGAUCUGCCCCAGACAAUCUUCGAGCCAAUUGUCGUCCAACGCGCCGCAGCACAAGGAUGGGAUGUGAGGUUCAAGACCAGUUUUGUAAAUUUUGAGAAGGAAGGCAAUGGCAAAAUCCUUAGCAGAAUUCGAGAUGAAUUAACCAAGACAGAAUUUCUGGUCAGAUCGGAUUAUUUGUUUGGUUGUGACGGUGCAAGGAGUCAAGUUCUCAGAGAGCUCAAGAUCCCUUUGAUCAAGAAGCCUGGCCAAGGAUUGGCAUUGAACAUUUUGGUCAAGGUGGAUUUGAGCGACUACGUUGAGGCCAGAAAGGGGAACCUGCAUUGGGUCUUCCAGCCCGAACGAGAAUACUCCGACUUCGCGUGGAGUGGAUUGAUCAGAAUGGUCAAGCCAUGGCAUGAAUGGAUGUUCAUUCUUUUCCCGAAGCCGGGAGUUGAGUGGAAAGAGCCAACCAUGGAGCAGUACGCGCAGAGGUGCAAGGAAAUUGUUGGCAGAGACGACCUUCCACUUGAAAUCAUCAAUGUCUCGAAGUGGUACAUCAACGAGAUCGUGGCCGAAUACUAUUCUGAUGGCAACAUUUUCUGCUUGGGCGAUGCUGUGCACCGACAUCCUCCUUUCAACGGGCUGGGCUCCAAUACCUGUGUUCAAGACGCCUUCAACUUGGCUUGGAAGAUUAAGUACGUCUCACAAGGUCUAGCAUCUCCGUCAAUACUGGAGACUUUCAGCCAAGAGCGACAGCCAGUUGGGGUGGGUGUGAUCACUCGAGCCAACCAAGGCAUUCGAGAUCAUGUGCCGGUCUGGAAGGAGAUGGGUUUGAUGGAAGAGACUGUUGAGAAGAGGAUGGAGAUUUUCAACAGCCUGAAAUCCGCGACGCCAGAAGCUCGCGAGCGGCGCAAACGAGUCAAUGCCGCCAUUGAAGGAACCAGUCAUGAAUUUCACGGUAUUGGUGUUGAGAUGAACCACCGAUACGAGUCUGCUGCUGUAUACGUAGAGGAUGAGAUCAAGGCUGGUCGGCAAAAACCUGAAUGGCCGGAAGAUCCUAUUCUGCAUCACAAAGUCAGCACCUAUCCAGGGCAUCGACUACCCCAUGCAUGGUUGAACAAGACCAUGCCGGAGAAGGAGCAUACAUCAACAAUCGACCUUGCUGGCCAUGGUCAAUUCUGUCUGCUUACCAGCAUCGGUGGUGAGAAGUGGAUCGAAGCUGCAGCGAAAGUUGGCGCCGAGCUUGGUGUUGAGAUUAAUGCUCACAGCAUCGGCUGGGGUCAGGAAUGGGUGGACGUUUAUCGUGAUUGGGAACGAAGACGAGAAGUUGAAGAAGAUGGCUGUGUCCUUGUACGACCUGAUCGCUUUGUCGCAUGGCGGUCGAUGGAGUUGGCAGAUGAUUGUGAAUCGAAGCUGAAAGAAGUGAUGAAGGCUGUGCUCGGACGAUCAUGAGUCGUGAAAUUCUCGUGUAAUUUGGCGCUAGGGUGCCAUUCGACGACAAACAGCAGCGAGGACAAUUUGUGUGGCAGGAGGGUCUCCUAUUCAAUACGAUGCCUAACUACUUUGUAGCUAUAGUGUCAUUCGACGACAAAUAGUAGCGAGGACAAUUUAUAUAGCAGAAG
Molecule: messenger RNA, 2072 nt
Organism: Exophiala xenobiotica
Lineage: Eukaryota; Fungi; Ascomycota; Eurotiomycetes; Chaetothyriales; Herpotrichiellaceae
Exons: 3
Coding region: 79-1902 (607 amino acids)
Molecular function (GO): FAD binding
Source: RefSeq, a predicted model, not a curated record